AUGCCUUUGUAUGCUAAAUUCCUUAAAGAAAUCUUAUCUAAUAAGAAAAAUCUUGAGGAUAAUGAAACUGUUAUGCUUACUACUGAGUGUAGCGCUAUUAUUCAAAACAACAUGCCUCCUAAGAUGAAAAACCCAGGUAGUUUUUCCAUACUACGUGUAAUCGAAAAGUUUAUCAUAGACAAAGCUCUGUGCGACUUAGGAGCCAAUGUUAGUUUAAUGUCUUUAUCCACAUGCAAGAAACUAAAUUUAGGAGAACUAAGACCAACAAAGAUGUCUCUACAACUAGCUGACCGUUAUGUUAAAUUUCCAAUAGGUAUGCUAGAGAACAAUCUCGUUCGUAUAGCUCAAUUCUAUAUUCCCAUCGACUUUGUAAUAAUGGAUAUAAAGGAGGAUACCCACAUCCCUAUUAUUUUAAAAAGACCCUUUUUAGCCACUGUUGGAGCCAUCAUGGAUGUUGAGAAAGGAAAUCUAACCUUCGAAGUUAGGGAAGAAAAAGUCAAAUUUAUUUUAGCUCAAUUAUUACUGGUGCCAGCUAUAGAAGAUUCAUGUUGUCUCUUAGACGUCAUCGACGAAUGUGUGAAAGAAAUGGAGAGGGAACCACUAAUUAUACUCAAGUAUUAA
Lathyrus oleraceus (garden pea) is the source of this 621-nucleotide messenger RNA. RefSeq lists its product as uncharacterized. Lineage: Eukaryota; Viridiplantae; Streptophyta; Magnoliopsida; Fabales; Fabaceae. Bases 1 to 621 code for a protein of 206 amino acids. The record is from RefSeq and is a predicted model, not a curated record. The transcript has a single exon.